This is a messenger RNA of Filobasidium floriforme, 680 nucleotides long. RefSeq lists its product as uncharacterized. Lineage: Eukaryota; Fungi; Basidiomycota; Tremellomycetes; Filobasidiales; Filobasidiaceae. The coding region runs from base 232 to 423 and encodes 63 amino acids. The transcript has 2 exons. The record is from RefSeq and is a predicted model, not a curated record.
UCGCGGACGGAUAUACCCGAUGGCCCUCUCUUGUGGCCCACGUUACAAGAAUUUGCACUGCUCCGAUCAACCUCGAGGAGCUCAAUCUCGACCUCAUCAUUACGGACGUCAGGACGCGCGCCCACGCCAAUUCCGUAAUCGAGUACAUUAAACGCAACACGACCGAGAAGACAAGGAUCACCAUCACUGCCUCGAAGGAUCCUAGAGACAGUGAUUCUCUAGGUACUGCAAAUGUCACGACUAGCCAGCUCAGUGACGACAGCGAUGACAGCGACGGCAGCGAUGAUAGCGACGGCAGCGAUGAUAGCGACGGCAGCGAUGAUAGCGACGGCAGCGAUGAUAGCGACGGCAGCGAUGAUAGCGACAGCAGCGAGGAUAGCGUUGAUAGCGAGGAUAUGUCGCCCGCACAGCGCAAGGAGAUGAGAAGGGCACACAAAGCGAUUCUUCGAUACGCUGCAAGCGAGAGGGCGAGAUGGAGCUGAAAAGAAACCCAGAAACCGAACUGGAUAAGAUAGAAUGGAUUAUUAUGGACGGGCAUGGCCGGGACGUUACCCAGGGUCCUGAGGCCAUUUGACCCUGACGUUACACAAUGACCGAAUACGAGAUACAGUAGCCGAGGCGUUACACAGAGCCUUACGAUAUCAUGUACUACCCAUGCGCACAGUCCUGCGUCACUUUAU